Messenger RNA from Trichoderma atroviride IMI 206040, 2148 nucleotides. RefSeq lists its product as uncharacterized. Gene Ontology annotation, biological process: protein phosphorylation. Gene Ontology annotation, molecular function: ATP binding; protein kinase activity. Lineage: Eukaryota; Fungi; Ascomycota; Sordariomycetes; Hypocreales; Hypocreaceae. The record is from RefSeq and is a predicted model, not a curated record.
CUAUCAUGAAAAAAAAAAAUCUGCAAUCAAAAUAACUUGCUCGCUCUAUAAAUCAUUAACACCUCGCUUCCUCUUCCUCCUCUGUACACCAUAUUAAACAGAUGACCUUGCUUCGGGCUUGACCAACCAGAUGCAUUUACAAUUGGAUAGCACCAUCCUUUGGAAAAUCCUUUGGAAAACCACAGUCUAUUAUCUCAGCCUCCCUGGAACCAGCAGCCGCCGCUGCCGGCAACAACAUCCGUGCUACAACACUUUUUUGUGUGAAGAUACCCCACUUCUUCGAAUUCUCUCUUGGCUACUGGGAUUACGGACCUGAGGUGGGAUUUUUUCCUUGACCCUUGGUUUUUUUCCGGCCUGGGCUUGUUUGACUCGACCCUCGCCCAACACAUGACCUAAUCCCUGUACCUGGAGCGCCUGCUGCCUGGUCUGCAUUUCGGCUUUAUUUUUGCCUUGUUUCUUGUCAUUCAUACGGAGUUUGUGGAGAUACGGGGAAGGGGAUAUACAAAAGUAUUACUACUACUAGAUGGGAAGCGACACACGUAUAAUGUCGGAAUGUCGGAACGGUUUUUUUGCCUUUUAACGUUCCCUUUAUUUUUUUUUAUUUUUUUUUUUGUUUGGGAUACAUGACCGGAGGGUGUUUUUCAUGACAUAUUUUUAUUUGUAAACAGGCAGUUAGGUGCCUGGGGCUGGGUGUGUAUAAGUGCCGAAUGAUAUCGGCUCCAAUAUGAAAUAUUCUACAUGAUUUUUUUUUCUCAUUUUGGUGAAUGUUGUGAUUUAACGUUGCAGACAGAGAUUCCUACUCGCCAUGUAGCUGCACCUGGUGCUAGAUUAUAAAUUUUGCCAUUUCCAGCCAACCUGAACUCUAACUUGCGGAUAUUUGCUCAAGAAGAGAGAAUGAGGUCUUUUGUCUUGAUCCAUGCAAUGAUUUUCUAUACAUCGAUUCUCACCCAUCUGCCACAUACACCAAAUGACACAAUGCUAAAGGAUAUCGACAAAUACUGCUUCCUUGGCUGCUUGAUUGAGAUUGGCGGACCAGUCAUUUGGCAGAUAAUGGACUGGGAUCGACGCCGGAUGAUGUCCCUCGUCACAGAUGCAGAGUAUCAAGAAGACCCAGCCCAAGUUGUUGCGCAUUUCAAAAAGCACAUCAAAACUCUCCCGCUCGACACCUAUAAGAUCCACAUGUCUGAGAGCGGUGACCUACUUCGAGUUUCUACGGAUCCAAAAGACGAUCCGUGGAUCGUUAUCUGGCGGUUUGAGAUGGAGCAUCUCCAGCUUGAGAAGCCGUUGAGUGGUGUGGAAACUGUAAUCCGAACUGAGCUGUAUGAAUUGUCUCGCAUGGCCUGGGGCGUUGAUCUUGUUUCAUACGGCACUGGAGAAGAAGCAAAAAGAGUCGUCUUCAAGUAUGCGCUCAUCGUUCAAGAUUCUUGGCGGUUUUGGACAGAGUUGAAUGUUUGGAUACGGCUUUCCCACCAUCCGAAUAUUGUUCCUAUUGAUAAAAUUGUGGUCGACGAGAUACGCGGUCAGAUUGUUGGCUUUACAACGCCUUAUAUACCUGGUGGCUCGCUGGAAGAUGAUGCGUCACGAGGAUUCAAACUCAAGUGGCUCAAGCAGCUCAUUCAGGCCGUGGAUGAUUUAAAUCUGAGAUAUGGAGUCAUUCAUGACAAUAUUAUUCCCCGACAUCUUCUUAUCGAUCCCGACACAGAUAACUUGCUACUAAUAAACUUCAACUUCGCCCGCCAAAUAGCUGGUCCUGUUUAUCUACUUGUUUUCGACAUCUCGGGACAAGAAAUGGCACUGGUCAUAUUGACUGUUUACAGCAUAAUUACUGGCGACAAAAGCUUACAAAAUACCCAUUAUACAGAGAAAAUAUCCAAAGCUGCUGCUGUUACGGAGCUUGAGGAAUGGGUGCCAGCUCCGGGCAUGAUGCUCGAUCACCCAGUGUCAGCUUAUCGGUCAGUCCUUGAGGAGUGGACGAGGCAAAGGCGGGCCGUUCAUAUUGAAGCCCGUGAAUGCAUCGAUUGGCCAGAGUUUCCGGAGCGAGAGGCGGGGAGAGCGGUGAUUGAAUGGGAACGGCCGCCGGGAGAUGCGUUGCAAGAUGAAGCUGGGCUGGUUGACGAUGAUGGAUAUGUGCAUGUAGAGCGGCGUUGA